AUGCUCUUCCGUGCAUUAGUAUCCGCCUCUCUUCCUCUGCUGGCCUUUGGAGCCCAAAUCCGACGUCAGGACCCUGCUGCAUCGUCGUCUGCAGCGGGUACGACGCCUGCUGGGACCGGAACAGCGACUCCAGCAGCAACAUCAAUGACCCCACCACCAGAAGUCCCCAUUACGCUCGUAUCUACAAACCCAACCGCGUUCCCGCUCUCUGCGAUCGUCGCAACACCAGUCACGCACACGGCGCAACCUCUUGCGUCGACCCCUUCUGCUGGCCAACAGCCAUCUGCUGUAGGCUCUAAUGCACCUCCGCUCCCCGCUGCGAACUCGAUUGUCAUUGCCAAUUAUCCCGCGCUCGACAAGACGCCUCCGACCGACUCGCCAGAAGUCAAGCAAUGGAUACAAGACGUUGCCAACAGCGGCAUUCCCAUCCCUACAUUGCCCCUGCGGUUGCGGGAGGCUGCUCGGCAAACCCUGGCCGUGCAGGAAAUUCUUCCAUCUGCUGGUGGACUUGUGGUCAAUGCACUCGUGACUCUGACAUUACCACCUGCCCCGACAAACUUACUUGGGGUGUUUCUUUCGAUGAUGAACCUUCACUCGACCUUUUUCGUCGUCGGGUCGCGAGCACUGUCGCGCCCAGAGAUCUUGCAGGCCGAGUACAUGGCUGGCCACCAGAUAAGCGUGCAUACUUGGUCUCACUCGGCCCUGACGACUCUCACUAAUGAGCAAAUCAUCGCCGAGCUCGGAUGGACCGCCAAAAUUAUUAAGGACGUGACCGGCGUAACUCCAAACACGUUCCGCGCUCCCUAUGGUGAUAUUGAUGACCGAGUCCGAGCAAUUGGACGUGCUAUGGGCUUUACGUCCAUCAUCUGGACUGGCUACACCAACCCCCAGACGAACCAGCUCGACAACUUUGAUACCAACGACUGGCACAUUGCCGCUGGUACCGUCAGUGCAUCUGGUGUGAUUGCUGCAUUCGAGAACAUUCUGCAGUCUGCUACCUUGCUAAACACUGGCUUCAUCGUGCUUGCUCACGAUUUGUACCAGCAGUCGGUCGACUUGGCCAUUGGCUACAUCUUACCCGAUGCUCUCGCACGCAGGAAUCCGCAAUUCAAGAUGAUGUCCAUCAUCGAGUGCCUCGGCAUGCCGCUGGCCAAUGCCUACAAGGAGACGAACGACAACGCUACAAACCCGGUCCCGACUGGUAUCAACCAGUCGAUCAGCUACGCAGGUGCUUCUGCAGCUGCUACAUCGACUGCUGGUCAUACCGGAGGUGCGCUCUCGACCUCGCCCUCGACGUUAUGGCACGUGGUUGGCCUGGCCGGUGCCCUGGUAGCGGCGUAUACGCUCUAG
Molecule: messenger RNA, 1350 nt
Organism: Serendipita indica DSM 11827
Lineage: Eukaryota; Fungi; Basidiomycota; Agaricomycetes; Sebacinales; Serendipitaceae
Source: the annotation of a GenBank genome assembly